ACACACACACACACACACACACGCGCGCGCGCGCGUGCGCUUUAACAUUGUAAACCUGAAUACCCCAUAAUAAAUCAUAACAAAUACAAAAAGUAAAAGUACUCAUUAUGCAGAAUGGCAUAUUUCAGAAUGACAUAUGUUACUGUAAUGCAUUACUGCACACAUCACAUUAAUGUUGCAGCAGGUAAAGAUGUGGUACAUUUGAAUUACUUCAUAUACUACUGGGAAGUAUUAUCUAAUUCAUCAUCCUCUUAAUCAUCAUAAUAUUUUUCAUACUGUGAACUUCUGCACAUUCCUUGGACAAUUUACAAAAAAAAACUGCAUAGAUCUUUUGUUUUUACUCGGAUUUUUAAAAUAAUAUUAUAUAUAUUUCUUAUUUUGAUUCUGAUAGUGUGUGGUGAAUAAUAGACCACACGUUUCGUUAGGUGGCGAUGUUGACCUAUUUUAACAUGUUCGCCACCUGCAAACCAACAGAAGAAAAAGAAGAUGCAGGAAGAUGGCCCCUGAAAGCAGUGAUGGCGUUACUUCGUGUUCUUGUAAAGGCAUCCGGCGGUGUCUGAAGUGUGAAAAGUUAAAGGGGAAAGGACAACUGGAGACGAAUGAACCGAAGAUUGUGCAUCAUUUGCUCUAUGAUCCUGAGACGGGACUUGCCAUUCACAAAGACGCCAAGGCUACGUCCUUCCCCUUUCCUGGUGUCUUCCUGCGAGAGAACUUCAUAUCAGAAGAGGAGGAGAAAAACCUGAUAAGCACAAUAGACCAGGAUGUGUGGAAUGAGUCCCAGUCUGGUCGAAGGAAACAGGACUUUGGUCCAAAAGUUAACUUCAAGAAAAGGAAAGUGCGUGUAGGUGGCUUCAGUGGACUGCCUGCUUUGAGCCAAAAACUAGUGCUCCGAAUGCAGCAGGAGCCAUGUCUAGCAGGCUUUCAACCAGUGGAGCAGUGCAAUCUGGAUUACCAUCCUCAGCGAGGCUCCGCCAUCGAUCCGCACCUAGACGACUCCUGGCUGUGGGGGGAACGCCUGGUCACCAUCAACAUGUUAUCGAACACUACGCUCACUAUGUCCCUCGAACAGGGUCUGCCAGAGUUGGGACUGUCAGAGGAAGUCCAUGUAGCUGUGCAUCUUCCUCGCAGAUCUUUAGUAGUGUUAUACGGCGAGGCACGGCACAGAUGGAAACAUGCCAUCCAUAGGGACGAUGUUCACGAGCGCAGAGUUUGCAGCACCUACAGAGAGCUGUCUGCGGAGUUUCUACCUGGAGGGGCGCAGGCAGAGCUGGGAGCUCAGCUGUUGAACAUUUCUUUGAGCUUCCAGGGAACGCCAAUAUAGGCUCAUCUGAUGAUGCAGAGGAAGGUUGUACUAUGGCGGUGGGGGUCCAGUUUCCUGACUUGAUAAAUUCAAUUUUAAACUAAUUUCUAUCAAAUAGUCUUUAAAUGUUUGAGUUUCAAUCCUACAGUCUUACACAAAUGCAGUUGUUAUUGUUGCUGCAUUGUUAGUCACAUACAAAUAUACUACCAGAACAUACUGUCUACCAGUGUUACACUAAUCUAUAAUAAACUCUGAGUCACAAAACUAAGUAAAAAGAUCUGUCACAUGAAGCAGUCCUGUAUAGCAAUUGUCCUUGAGCGUCUUCACAGCUUUUAUGUGAUUAUCUACUAGUCACAGGUCUGAGACGCCAUUUAUCCUCAUAAAUUGAGGAACUGGGCAAAUGGGCGGAAGCUGUCUUUAAGAGCCGCACAGUGUGUUCUGCAAAUCUGAAUCUUUUCCAACUCUUGUAUUUAUAAUAAAAAGAAAC
This is a messenger RNA of Etheostoma spectabile (orangethroat darter), 1787 nucleotides long. RefSeq names its product alkB homolog 4, lysine demthylase (gene alkbh4). Gene Ontology annotation, biological process: protein demethylation; actomyosin structure organization. NCBI's taxonomy places the organism in Eukaryota, Metazoa, Chordata, Actinopteri, Perciformes, Percidae. Gene Ontology annotation, cellular component: contractile ring; midbody. Gene Ontology annotation, molecular function: oxidoreductase activity; actin binding; demethylase activity. The record is from RefSeq and is a predicted model, not a curated record.